Pseudo-nitzschia multistriata is the source of this 6746-nucleotide messenger RNA. The record is from the annotation of a GenBank genome assembly. NCBI's taxonomy places the organism in Eukaryota, Bacillariophyta, Bacillariophyceae, Bacillariales, Bacillariaceae.
AUUAAUAGGGAAAGGAACUCAAUUUUCGACCCUUGAACAUACUUACCCAAUACCAACACUAAAUUAAAAUAAAGGAAAAUGAAGCUUGACCCUACAGUUCUCCGAACUAUGGGCCCCACGGACUUUCGUGUUUUAGAAGCUAUUGAGAAGGGAAUGCAGAAGCAUGCUUUGGUCCCGUCUUCUUUGAUUGCGACUCUUUCCUCCCUUAGGCAUGGUGGUACCGGCAAAAUACUUAGCGGCCUAUUGCGCGACAAGCUUCUGUCUCAUGAUCAGUCAUGUGGCUAUGAUGGAUAUCGUAUCACUACGGGUACGUCAACUUUUUGUAUGCCAGAUAAAUUAUGUUUUCAUUCUUAUCAAAGACGACAUCCUUUUUAAACACAUUUUGGUUGCACGUCCCGGUAGCCGGUUACGAUAUUUUGACUCUUUACAACCUAAAAUGUCGGAAGAUUAUUGCAGCUAUCGGAGAUAGAAUAGGGACAGGCAAAGAGAGUGAUAUUUAUUUGGCCGUCCGUCCCAACGGGGACCAAAUUGUAUUGAAAUUUCAUCGUUUAGGUAGAACGAGUUUUCGAAAUGUGAAGAAGACAAGAGAUUACUUCGUUUAUCACCAAAAAGGACGGAACAUAGGUGCUCCAAAGACAAACCAAGCUAAUUCUUGGUUGUUUUUGAGUAGGAAGUCUGCAUUAAAAGAAUUUGCGUUUAUGAAAGCCUUGUACAAUGUUGAGUAUCCGACCCCGGAACCUAUUGCUCACAAUCGGCACGUUGUGGCAAUGACGCUGAUUCGCGGGGUCCCUCUGUAUCAGAUUAUUAGGACAAAGUUAAGUGCAGAGCAGGCAGCUUCUAUUUUUCAUCAGGCAAGCGAGUUGGCUUUGCGUCUUGCCAAACAUGGAUUAGUGCACUGCGAUUUGAAUGAAUUCAAUCUAAUUGUUGAUGUUAGUGGAAUACAGCAAAAGUCACUAUCACAAGAACACGAUCACUACGUGAGGCAUUCAGGUAUGUCUGUUGCAGCAGAGACUAAUCCAGGAAUGUUGAGUGCUCGAGGACCUUGGGAACCAGAUCAUCUUCAAAAAUUUCAACCUGAUCAUCAAUCUGAUGAUCGGGAAAACGAUCCCGCGCCACAACCAACAGAACUUUUGGAUAAUGGAGAGCCAAAGCCCAUUGUAACGUUGAUUGAUUUUCCCCAAAUGGUUUCAACUCGGCAUCCUAACGCUAGGGAGCUUUACGAAAGAGACACGUCCUGCCUUUUGAAGUUCUUCACCCAUAAACUUCAGUUCCAAAUUCCAGAAUCCGAUAUGGAAAAUUUGUUUUUAUCCUGGGAUUCGGUGUUAGAAGUGCUAGAAAGACAACAAUCAUGUUCUAUUGAGCUAGAGGAUAUUGGAGAAAGAGCUUCAGCUUACGAUUCUGAAAGCGUCUGUUUGGCCAGCAAGGCACAGUUACGGUUGGAUGAGGAGCUGAAGGCAAGUGGGUAUACUGACGUAAACUCAGGUCUAGAAACUCCGCUUCAUUAUUAUGACAAAGAAAGCGAAUCCAAGGAUAUUUCCAUUGAGGGCGACAACGACAGUCUAAGCUCAGAUUUAGUCAAUGCCGAUAAAGUUGAUGAUUGUGGUUUGUCAAUUGGUUCGGAAGGUGACCACGUUUCGAUUUCUAUGAAUAGCACAUCUUUAAGUGUAUUGUACCCACCAGAAGAACUCGCAAAUUUAUCACGCCAUCAGUUACAAGAACAAGCUAGGGCUCGUGUUCAGCUACAGCUCGAAUCGCAGAAGAAAAAGAAUCGUCAGCGGGGUGCUUUUCGAAAACGAAACAGUAACAAAAGUUAUAGCAAAGGAAAGAGAGUAUACAGCGAUAACGGAUUUUAACAUCAACUGGGAACUUGCAACAGAGACCGGUAGUUGGAGACCGCCGCCAUGUUUUGGCUGUGAUCCUAACUACUAUUUUCAGUAACGAGUAGAUCACACGACUCUCUUUUCAAACUCAGUUCGCCCCAUAAUUUCACGCAUGUAAAUCGCAUAAUGAAAUCUAUAGUUAAAGAUAUUGAAUGGAAUAACGGCAUCAUGAAAAGUUUCUUCGCACUGCAUCAGCUCGCAGUGCUCGUUACAAUCAGCCCAACUAUUGAAAUUUCCACAGCUCUUCAUCCAUUGCGAGCUUAGACCAGCUCUUACAGACAAGAGAAGCGUGAUAUAAAUCAUCAUUUGAUAAAAAUGAAAAGACAGCAAGUCCAGCGAUCUUAGGUUGCUCUGGGAUAUCGUGCCCAAAAUAUGGCUCAGUUGGUUCCAACUCCCCAGGGGUUAUCUUCCGUUUCUUACGAUUUGUAGCUGGAUCAAAAGGCUUACGCACACCCGGAGUUCGAGGGCUUCCAGCUGCUCUCUUCGUAUGACUUUUUAAUUUAGGUGUAGGCAUGGAAUUUCCAGUCGACGGUGGACGGCUACUAUGCGAACCAUGAUGCAUUCUAUGGGAUAUUCCUUCACCCGGCGGCAUCCUACGUGGUGGUUGAUGAUAGCCAUGAGGAACUGACAUACUCAUUGGAGAAUAUCCCAUGUGGUGAUGACCAUGAGGAAUCAUCCGUGCAUGCGGCCCCAUAUAUACCCUGUGCGAGUGUUGGGGAAGAGGAUAGCCACGACUUCCUUGCGCUGGAUAUCCCCUCUGGUUUGGAUGAACCAUGUGAUGCGGCGGAGGCAUCCCGACAACCGGGGACGGUAUUGGUUGCCGUCGAUGUGGUUGCGACACAGGUUUGCUGCUUGAAGUUGAGCUCCCUGAUUUCCACUGCUCAUGAGAGACUCGCAUAGCGUAUUGGGCACCCACUGGAUCCUUCAUUUUAUUCCGUUUGUCAGCUAAUUGCUGUGAUCCAGGAUGAUUCUUGCACUCUUGACAUUUACAUUUCUCGCCACAGAACGCACCAGCAUUGAAACACUAUCGAUGACAAAAAACAAAUGUGAGCCGUAACUUCGUUUUCCGAAAAGUGAUGUUGAUGAACCGAUCGAAGUCAGACGACAAAACCAAGAAAAGGUGACAUACCUCGCAGUACUUCUUCAAACACUGAGACUUCUUGCAUUUACAACCAGAGUUGUGGACUUUCUGUGAAGCUUCGGCACCUUGCGAGUUUUUAAGAACAAUUUUUUGUUGGAAGGCCUUAGAAUUUUUAGCCCGUGUGUCUUUGAUUGCUUUCUUUCGCUCCUCUUCAAACUCUGGGGUAUUCCGGCAAUCAAGACAGUUGCAUCCAUUGCAAAACCGCUCCGCUCCAAAACAUUCGCAGUAUAGUUUCAGACACUUCGAUUUCUUACAGUUGCAUGUUUUCCUUUUAGGUGCUGUUUUUUUCUUGCUGUUUUCCUUCCCAAUGGAAGGCGGCACAGGAUUGUGCUGGUGAUGUAAAGACUUAUUAUCUCGAGGAGGAAAGUGACUCAUGUAUAUUGGUUUUGGUGGACGUACACCAGCAUUGGAAUGAUCUAUCUUCCGAGGAUACAUGGGUUUCAUAGAAGGUCCCACUGGUGGUGGAUAAGAGCUAUGACGGCCUCUUCCAUGACCUGGUCUUAUAUGACUAUACCCCUUACUUGGAGUUGCAAGUUCACCAAACCCGUAUGGAUGAUGAGACGAUCUUUGAUGUUGAGAAGGAGGCUGGAUACGACCGUGAAUGGUGCCAUAUCCCGAAGAACCAUUAUUUCGUUCGACUGAGUUUUUGUUGUGAUUGGUUGAGCUCUGCUGCAUCAUGCUAUUGAUUCCCUCUAACGUUUUCCUAGUGUUGAGUGGUCCCGUUCCACCAAUUUCGAGACGAACUGGUCCCUGUGUCCUAUUUUUUGAUGGCCACAAUUGUUUUGGUUGUGCCCCUGGAUCCAACCUUGAACUUGGAGCCUCGCCCUUCCUAUCACUGAUAGUCACUGCACUUGCCUUUGGAUGCUCGGCAGAUCCUAGUCCAAUGAUAUCCUUGUGAUCCUUGGAAUGGUGGUAUCUACGGUCUGAGGAGAUAUCAUGGUUGCAAUCAUAUUGAAGGGAUGGUCUGGGAUCUCCGUGUAUGGCGUUGGAUUGAUCAAAAGAAAGCAGCUCGCUAACGUCAGGAGACAUCGGUGAUCUUUGAGGUCGCCUGUCACGUCUUGAAGACGGAGGAGAGGAUGUUCCCUCUGAGUUGCCCUGGGAAGGGGAUCGAUUAAUACCCAUCAAGCUACCUCCGAAAAAAGACUCAUCUAGUUUGAAUGGGGUAGAGGCAUCUUCGUACAAACCUUCAAAGCUAGGUCCCAUUGGGGAAUAGUCUCCUGUUGGCAAGGUCCCAGUUGGAGUAUCUAUGUCGAAGCUAAGAUUGGGUCUUUUUAAGUAUGGUGAUGGACGAAAUGCCUCGUUCUUCGCUUCUGAACCACUGCAACCAAGAUCUCUUCUAGGAGAUCGAAAAGGAGAUCUUGCUGGCCUUUUCUCCACAUUUUUUUCUGGAGUCGAUGCCUCUGCUGCUUUAGAUGAUGUUCUAGCACCUAGUGACGAGGGUGAAGAUGGCGUUUGCUCGUCACUUUCAAAAGGUGGGUAAACCACUUUUGGAGUGCCCAGACCGGGGGACAGUACAGAUUGGUUAUCCCAUUGAGAACGUUCGUGGGACUGAUGGGAAUAAUAUGGAGAAUACCCAGAAUGGUAAACUCCAUGGUGAGCAUUACCACGGCUUGGCGUCCGACUUUCUCCGUUGUACGUCGUGAACUGAUGGGAGUGUCUAUACGAGUUUUGGUACCCUGGAGAUCCCCCAGAUCUCGACGUCGAAGACAAUCCAGCAUUUGUCGAAGGACCAUCUUGUGCACGUGAAUGAUAGCGAUGGUGAGGCAGAUGUGAUCGUUUCACCAAAGACGGACGAUCUAGUUCGGAUAGUCUUCUCUUUUUGGGAACGCUGUUCGUGACAGGUUCUUCAGCAGGCUCACUUCCACGUGGUGAUCUAGCUAAGUCUCUCGGUGGUGAGCUUUCAUCGAAUUCAAAACCCAUUCCCAUUAUUGUGUCGUUGAGAUCCAAUUGAUCAUAAUCGACUCGAUGAUUGGAUUGCUGUUCUCCCGUUCGAUGACAUCCAUCGUUGAGAGAGGAUGGGAACCAUUUGUUUGUGAUGUCGCACAACAUGUUGCAUUUUAUGGGACGCAAGUCCGAGGACAAUUGUUAUCAUUGAUCGUGAUAAAUUCAUUUAGGACAGUUGUCGACGUGCCCAUUGCAAGCGAUGAAUUGCAGGUGAUGAAGGUGCCGCCAAAGCAAGGAAACCAAGAUUAAAAAGCGAAAAUGUUAUUCAGUUUCGCCAUAUAGAACGAAGAGGAAAAUCAUUUUGGAAAAGUAGCCGUUGCAAUUUUCAAGUCGUGGGUAAGCGUGAUCCAAUAAAAUUAUUUUGACAAAAAAAAACAAGAAAUAAAUAGACAAAAUAUUAGCGUUGAAUUUGAUCAAAACGUUAAACAAAAAUUAGUGGAGGGAGGUCAAGAUGAUUCGCAAGAUUCCUUCAUGAAGUGUAUGGUGCACUAGAGUGAAUGUUACCGGGACUUCUACGUCUAGGACAUCCAAAGUAGAAACGCAGGAACGAAAGCUUGCAUAUCACCAACUCAUUCUAGUCCUUGCAGUUUAGUUCGGUAAGACGAUGUCUACUCGCAGGGGAAGAUGUACGGUUUUGUACUCAACCGAGACACCCAAGGUGUCAUUUUCAUCGUAUUCCGUUCUAUUUUGUACGAUACAGACAAUAGACUUACCAACGGAGGUGAAAACAGAUAAUUUCGAGAUAUCACUGGAGCUCGCGAAGGACUCGACCUUGUAGCUGCAACCUUAGAAGAGUCUCCUUCCUGUAAAGAUGUGUCGCCAGAAAAAUCAUGAUCAUUUCCCAGUUUUUCGCUUUCUAGAGUAUUUGAAACUUCAUUUAGGGGUUCUUCCUUCACCUUUGAGCUUGUGCCGGCGUCAUUUACUACCGACGGUCCUCCGGAAAUGUGAGCUGAAGUCUCAGUGAUGUUCGACAGCCCCUUUGUGCCUUUCUGUUGUGGGAGCUCGUUGUGUUUGGUAUCAGGACAUUUACUAUUGUUGGUGCUGCUACUGCUGCCGCCGCCCAUAGAUUGGUCUUCUAUGGUAGAGUCUAUCAUCCGAGAAGAAGUAGGCAUGGUUUUUGACUAUUUGCUCGCUUGAUCCUGCUGUGUCGGUUGAUGCUGCUUCUCGCCUGAUGCUGUUUCUCGUUCAACUCCCUCCUAAUCUGAGUAAUCAACGGACAACAGGUACGAGUAAUCUUUCGGAGUUGGAAAACGGUCCGAACAACAAUAGCACCUCUUUUGUCAGGACACAAUAUGAGAAAAUGAGUCGCAAUCGCAGACUGUCGCAAUAUUAGAACUGUGCCUCUUUCGUAUGGUACAUCCAAGCCGAAGGUUUGCUCCUACACAAGUGAGAUGUGCACCUAUCUCAUGGAAUUGGAAGAUAGGUUGUCAUUUCCUGUGUGAGUCUACUACUACGACAACAAUUCAUUCAAUUUCUUCACAUGAAAAAACCGCGUAUUUUCACUACUUUUUUCAGCGCGAACUAGAGGGAAGCAGGGGAUUUGGUGGGAACAUAUUCCAUGAGAGCCGGCUUGCUCGAAAUUCAAAACUCGACGCCUAAGUGACAUGGCGGGGCGAGUGUGCUACAGUAGACCGUUAGUUAUUAAAUACGGGGGUAUUCCCCCGAGUUUGGCAAGCACACGCGCUCACGCGCCAUAGAUGCGACACAAACAAGCCUACUUACUGAGAAUACUACCAUACAUAUUGUAGAUACGAUACAGAGAAUAAUACUGUAUUGAUGGA